GCCCUUGUCCCGAAGCACGUCGGUGGCCGCUUUCCUGCCUUGCUCGGGUGACUCUGGCCACUCUUUAUUGCUGGAGGCUGCCGACGAAGUUUAGCUGCAGCCUCAAGCACGCCAGCUCCCUCCGGACGGCAGCAGCGGGACCAUGGAUAAGGGUCCGGUACGGGCGCUGGCGGAGAAGCCGCGGGGCGCCAGGUGCAGCAAUGGGUUUCCUGAGCCGGAGCCCGGGGCCAAGCCGCCGGUGGAGAAGUCCCCGAGGCCCGAGGCCAAGAGCGCCCAGCCAGUGGACGGCUGGAAGGACGAACGGCCCCGCAGCGUGGAGGAUAACGAGCUGAACCUCCCCAACCUGGCGGCAGCUUACUCGUCCAUCCUGCGCUCGCUGGGCGAGGACCCACAGCGCCAGGGGCUGCUCAAGACACCCUGGAGGGCGGCCACGGCCAUGCAGUUCUUCACCAAGGGCUACCAGGAGACCAUCUCCGAUGUCCUAAACGAUGCCAUAUUUGAUGAAGAUCAUGAUGAAAUGGUCAUUGUGAAGGACAUAGACAUGUUUUCCAUGUGUGAACAUCAUCUGGUGCCAUUUGUUGGGAAGGUCCAUAUUGGUUAUCUUCCCAACAAGCAAGUCCUGGGCCUCAGCAAACUUGCAAGGAUUGUAGAAAUCUAUAGCAGAAGACUACAAGUUCAAGAGCGCCUUACGAAACAAAUUGCCGUGGCAAUCACAGAAGCCUUGCGACCUGCUGGAGUCGGGGUAGUGGUUGAAGCCACACACAUGUGUAUGGUCAUGAGAGGGGUACAGAAAAUGAACAGCAAAACUGUGACCAGCACCAUGUUGGGCGUGUUCCGGGAAGAUCCAAAGACUCGGGAGGAGUUUCUGACUCUCAUUCGGAGCUGAACGGCGACGCGUGCAGGAUGAUUGGCAGGUCGCGCCGGUCACCGGUAGCAUCAUCCGUCCGGUCUUGUUUGUACAUUCCGUUUCGGUUGUUACAAACGUCGGCAUUGUUUGUUGUCACUAAUUGUAUUUAAAAAUAAUUUAUAAAAAGUCGAAUAAAAAUAACGAAUGAAGGGGUGAGCCCUCUACUGUCUUCUUGCCACCUUUUAGUGGCAACUUUAAAGUGACCUGCCAACAGUGUAAGUUACAUGCACAAAACCACUGCCAGUCAGAUAACGUGAGGGUGCUGGGAAGGGAGAGCGAUCGGGCAUUUUGUUGAAAUUGUGUAGUAGCUGGACUCAUUGCAGAGGAGCCCUGGAGCGGGAGGGGACCUUCCUCUCCUACAGAGAUGCCUAGUGCUGAGCACGCUCUCCACAGUGCGCGGCCUCGCUCUCAUGUCACUCUGAUCAUGGCUAUUAAACUACCAGUGACAUUUUAUUUUUUAUAUAUUUAUUUUUUAACUCACCAGUUGUAACAUUAGUUACGAAGAGAAGGUGGUAAAAUACCUAUAUUUUGACAUGACUAUGAGUGGAAAAGGCACAUUUCGACCUUCUCUUCUUUUUCAACUCAAGUACGGGGAAUCAGGCCCUGGAGUCCUUUAUGAGUGUAGCCCCCUGUCCACAUACAGGGAUUUAGACGUUUUACUCUCUGUGCCUUGAUGAGAACAUUAUGCCACUCAGAGUGUGGCUACUUCGGCCUUUUUAUUUUUAUUAUUAUUAUUAUUUUUUUUUAAAAAGCCAUUAUUGUAUAAGACCUAGUCCUGACACUGCAAAUAACUAGCCAUUUACCGUUUUACCUUCAGAAGUUUCAUGGGAGCUUGCGUCAUGUGUUCCUUGUUGAUGCCUCAAAACUUUUUUUUUUUUUUUUUUGAUCUUAUGAAAUAUUUUCCUAAGUCUUUCCAGAAUCUUUGGAGAGUGCUGUUCACUUUCAGGCCUGCAGAGCUAUAGCGUCCGUGAACCUGAGAACACGGAGUGGACUGAUGAUCUGCACUGUAAAUGGCAUCCAAUGUCUAACAAAAACUGUGUUGUUGCUGUCUGUGGAAACGCACUGGGGAGCCCCUGGCCUGGGUUCCCCUGGGCUCCCAUACAUAUGUCUUUCCAGUGUCAUUUGUAUUCAAGCUUAAUGACUCUUGGGUCUAAUAUUCCCUAGCAGUGGGUCUCGUCGUCAGGGCACACUAUACAGGCCGUUUAAGCAUUUUAGUCCAGGAAGCUGUUGCCUUAUCUUAAAAUCUCCUCCACUGGGGCAAUGUGGGCCACAUUAAAAUAAAAACCCCAACUCCCCCAAAAAACACACACAGUCGACCCAUGACGACGUCUCUCAUUUGGUUGAUCCAGUGCUCUGCAGAUUUAUCUCAUUAGCUUCAAAAGAACGAACUACAGUGCCUGCUUUAACUGCGGUAGUCCUGUCUCUGCCGCUGUGGUGGCGUCUGUGAGGGCCCGGGAUGGCAGAGGCAGUGUGUUUCCCUUCAUUUCUUAUUUUGAUCUUUCCCUCCUGCUAGUGUGCCCCAGCUUUUUCUGUAUUUAGAGUUUCCAGAGCACAGUGGUGGUUGAUUUUGAAUUCCUCUUUUAAUCUUACCUGGUUAUGAACAUUAGGCUGUUUAACAUCCAGAUAUUUAUAGACAGAAUUCUAGCACUCAACUCAUGUUUGGUAUUUUAAAGUAGAAACAAGUGUGACUUGGAUGGCCAAAGAACUCGUG
Molecule: messenger RNA, 2618 nt
Organism: Tupaia belangeri chinensis (Chinese tree shrew)
Lineage: Eukaryota; Metazoa; Chordata; Mammalia; Scandentia; Tupaiidae
Gene: GCH1
Product: GTP cyclohydrolase 1
Biological process (GO): tetrahydrofolate biosynthetic process; tetrahydrobiopterin biosynthetic process
Cellular component (GO): cytoplasm
Molecular function (GO): GTP binding; GTP cyclohydrolase I activity; zinc ion binding
Source: RefSeq, a predicted model, not a curated record